AUGGUCCUCGGUUUUCAAGUAUCGGGCACGAUCCUGGAAAUGGGCGGACUGGCACACGAACAGACAGACUAUCAGAUAGGCGAGGAGGUCGUCGUGCACAACUAUCCCGCCUGCAGCGGUUUGGCUGAAACCUGUCUAGCUCAUUACAGGGAUAUAUUUAGAUUAAUGGGACGAGUGAGCAUGGAGAACGCGGCGGUCGUUACGGAUGAUUAUUUCUCGGCUUUGUUGGCGAUGGGUCGUCGAGCUCGCAUCCAGAGAGACGAGAGCUUUCUCGUUAACGCGAAACACUCGCGUUCUGCCCUGGCUGUCAUCGAUCUUGCUGUCAAAGUGUUUGGAGCGAAGCCGAUAGCUAUAUGUGAUGAUGCAAGGCGGGCCGAGCUGUGCGUCGAACUUGGUGCGUUAGUGAUACGUGAUAGAAAUGGACGGUGUUUACCACACAAAUUGAAAGAAGUUAACGGAAAAGAAGAAGUGCGCGUGAUAAUCGAGACCGAAGGCGGGCCGCACUUCCGGAACAUUAUCAAAUGCUUGGAGCACGACGGUCUCAUCGCUUUUCUUGAUUCUGCCCGCAACAGACGACAUCUAAAUCUUUGUUCCAUGUCGUCGAACUACACGAUAUUCGUCGUCGCUGCGGAACACUAUAAAAUUGCUGACACAUUAAUAUAUCGGGAAACUAUGCAGCAUUUGUUGGAUUAUCAAUCAGAAUGCGUAAUUCGUCCUCGUAUCUCGGCGAUUUUCGGAUUACAUCGUGUAAAUGAUGCGUUCAAGUAUUAUAUGAGGGUGCCAAGCGGACAAGUGUUAAUUGAUAUGAAAAAUUGUAAUCGGUUAACUCUAUGCGACGAGCGUUAAAUAUUAGUCGAGUAGAUAAUACUUAAUGUAAACUAGUGAUAGAAAUGUAAUAUUGUA
This is a messenger RNA of Ooceraea biroi (clonal raider ant), 903 nucleotides long. Its product is annotated as quinone oxidoreductase-like protein 2. The record is from RefSeq and is a predicted model, not a curated record. Gene Ontology annotation, cellular component: mitochondrion. NCBI's taxonomy places the organism in Eukaryota, Metazoa, Arthropoda, Insecta, Hymenoptera, Formicidae. Gene Ontology annotation, molecular function: oxidoreductase activity.